UAGAGUUGAGUUGUUUCUAAGAUGGCGUCGAAAAAAACGCGUCUUCUUUUGUGAAAAAUGCAAUCAUAACAACUCGAGUUUUCUGCUAAUAAAUGUGCGCUAGUUUGGAACAGGACCAUUGAAAAACAGUGCUAAGCGUGUGCCGAGUGUUUUGCAUGUGAAAGUUUUGGUGCGGGAGCAUAGUGAAAAUGGCCACAAAUAUGUAUCGAGUCGGAGACUAUGUUUACGUUGAGACAACGCCGAACAGUCCCUACUUAAUACGACGCAUCGAGGAGCUGAACAAAAACCAAACCGGCAAUGUGGAAGCGAAGGUCAUGUGCUUUUACCGCCGCCGAGAUCUGCCCAAUCCGCUCGUGCAAUUGGCCGACAAACACCAACUGGCCACCGCCGAGGACUCACCGUUGGCGACCAAGCUGAAGAAGACCUGGCUACGCACACCCGUAAGCGAGGAGCAGGCGGCGCAGGCUGUGCUCGAUCCCUCAAUAGCUGCCCUGGAUGAGGAGCGCACCAGUCCGACGCAAACGUCCGGCGGAGGAGGCUCGGCCACCGGGAAUUCCGGCAGCAACAGCAGCGGCACUUCCAACAACAACAGCAGCAGCACUGCCAGCGGAGGUGGAGCGGGUGGCGCCGGAGGUGCAGGAGGCGACGCGGAGAAGGGCGAAGCGUUGACCAGCAAGCAGCGCUAUCAGAUCAAGCACCGCGAGCUGUUUCUGUCACGCCAAGUCGAGUCGAUACCCGCCACACAGAUCCGAGGCAAGUGCUCGGUGACCCUGCUCAACGAGACGGAGUCCCUGCAGAGCUAUCUUAAUAAAGACGACACAUUCUUCUACUGUCUGGUGUUCGAUCCAAAUCAGAAGACGCUGCUCGCCGACAAGGGCGAGAUUCGGGUCGGCAGUCGCUACCAGUGUGAUAUACCCGCCAAGCUCAAGGACACCGCCACCGACGACCGCAAGCUAGAGGAACUCGAAUCGCUGGUGUGGACGCCGGAGCACAGUCUGACCGACCGCAAGAUAGACCAGUUCUUGGUCGUCUCGCGCUCCAUCGGCACCUUCGCCCGCGCCCUGGACUGCAGCAGUUCGGUGAAGCAGCCCUCGCUGCACAUGUCCGCCGCGGCGGCCAGCAGGGACAUCACACUGUUUCACGCAAUGAACAUUCUGCACAAGCACGAGUACUCGAUUGAAGAGUCCAUGUCGUCGCUAGUUCCUUCCACUGGGCCUGUGCUCUGUCGCGAUGAAAUCGAGGACUGGAGCGCAUCGGAGGCGAAUCUUUUUGAAGAGGCGCUGGAAAAAUAUGGCAAAGACUUUAAUGACAUUCGACAAGAUUUCCUGCCUUGGAAAACGCUGAAACAAAUCAUCGAGUACUACUACAUGUGGAAGACCACCGAUCGCUACGUGCAGCAGAAGCGAGUGAAGGCCGUCGAGGCGGAGCUGAAGCUCAAGCAGGUCUACAUACCGCAGUAUAACAACAAUGGCAAGGGGAACGGAACGUCUGUGAAGGCGGGCGGUGGCAUCUAUAAUGGAACCACAAACGGGAGCACAGAUCUCUCCAACAAUGGGAAGCCAUGCGAAUCAUGCGGUACAACGAAAUCAUCACAGUGGAACUCGGUCAACAGUGGGCACAGUACGUGCCGCCUUUGCCUGAGCUGCUGGGAGUACUGGCGGAGGUACGGCAGUAUGAAGUCGGCGACCAAGGGCGAUGGUGGCGAUGGCGACGCCAAGAAGAAGUCAUCAUCGGCAGCGUCGACGCCGACCGCCGCGUCAGCGGGUCUAGCUACAACGCCCACGGCUGUGGUGGACCUGAAUGAUGACGAGAAAAUCAGUGAUCUUACCAAUCGUCAGUUGCACAGAUGUUCUAUUGUCAAUUGCGGCAAGGAGUUCAAGCUUAAGACCCACCUGGCCCGCCACUAUGCGCAAGCGCACGGCAUCGCCAUCAGCUCCGGAUCGCCGCGGCCCAUAAUGAAGACGCGCACUGCCUUUUACUUGCACACCAAUCCCAUGACACGGGUGGCGCGUGCCAUCUGCCGCAGCAUCGUGAAGCCGAAGAAGGCGGCGCGACAGAGCGCGUACGCAAUCAACGCCAUGCUGGUGAAACAAGAAUUUACAAAUCGUAUUAGUGGAAAAUCGCAGGCGGAGAUCAAAAAGUUGCUCUUACUGAAGCCCAAGGAUCGGGGUAGUGUCACCAAGAUUGCCAAUCGCCUAGGUGCGCCGGGCAGCGGACCGCAUGAUUGGCUAGUACUGACGCCCAAGGACAAAAUGCCGCUGCCGGCUGUCGUCUCGUUCCCCAAACCCCCGAAAGCGCCCGAUGGCAGCUUGGUAUAUGACCGAGUGCCGAACAAGUCACCCGACGUCGUGGCCGUGCCGGCCGACAAGGAGCUCACAAUAAUUCCCACGCAAGCCACGUCGACGAUACGGAAGCGGGCACACGAAGACCAGCAGUUGAAUGGCACUGAAGUUACUAUAGUUCCCAGCGGACCUCCUGCCAAGCGGCCGAAUAAGGAUCCCAUGCCCUCGCAUUGUCCCAGUCCUGAGCAGUUUGCGGCCAUGAUGGCGGCAUCUGGACAGCCGCUCUCUAGGCAUCAUCUCAAUGGUAAACAGAAGAUUGCGCAGAUGGCCCGCGGUGGCAACGGGCGCAAGCAGGUUAUCAGUUGGAUGGAUGCACCGGACGAUGUUUACUUUAGGGCUAACGAUACACACAAAAAAACGCGAAAAAUACUCUCCGCCGUGGAUCUGCGUCGCGCGGCGCGCAAACCAUGGCGCACACUGCCCAUCAAACCUGCGGCGCCCGAGCCGAGUAGCAGGCCCAUUGAAUCACAAAUCGUAAUACUGGACUGACCGUCGCCGGCGAGCACAUUAACAGCAUCAGCAUCAGCAGCAUCGGCAACCAAGUUGUUAUCGUCUUCAGCAAGUAGGUUCGAGCAGCAGCAUCCUCCAUUUCCAUACACCAUGGAUGCACUGCUCAACUAGGAGCACUCUCUGGUUUGACGGGCUUGCCAUGUACAUACCCCCGCAGCAUAAGGCACACAGACGUGUGGACAGGCAUUCGACUUAGAAUCAGGAUCAGUGUAGUUACAGCAUCACUGUAUGAACAGGACAACAGAACGCGAUACCCGAUAGCAACCACAAACCACUUUAUUAGCGCUUAAAUAGAUGUCUUUUUAACAACAAAUAGUAAGAUAGUAAGUGUUAAGGUCUGUAGCAGCAGUAACAGAACGCGAGACAACAAAAUAUUUAUAAAUAUUUUAUAUAUUUUUUAAAUUUAAAAAAUCUCAACACACCGAAUGCAAGCUGCACUUUCCUGCGAAGGUGCCAGCUGCAACGCACGAAACUCAAAUGUUCGUUAAUUCGUUUAGUACACAACGCAUUUGCAAUGGUUUUUUAAAUAUACAUUUGUGAAUGUGUCAGUUCUGUCGAACUUUUAAAUCGCGCUCUAAAGUUCCACUUUAUUCCUUUAUUUCGUAAACCUAGCUAAAACCAGAUACGUAAUUAUGAAAUUGAAUGGCCUCCGUAAGUUUUAAAUGUUUUUCUGUCCAAAUUUGAAUUGUAAGCCGAAAGAUAUACAUAUUUGAAAUUGUUUGAGCGAUUUGAAUUAGGGAGUGGAGAAAUUUAACAUUGUUAAUGAAUAAUGAAUGUGGCGUGCAAAAUUAAGUAAUUAAAACCCAAUAAUUUGUGCUGUAACUAGAAUCAAGAAGCGUCAACUACAAACAAACUGUACAGUAAAACUAAAAUUAAAAAGUUAAAUUUCGAAUAAAGCGUAUUUUCAUAAUGUAUGUAACAAACGACGAAAGUUCGGUCAUUCAAAGAGCUAUCCCACACACACGCCUGCGCACACUCCUCACCACCAACACCACCACCCCCACCCAAGCCCAAGCCGAAACCCACAUAUAGCAUAUUAUUAUUUACGCAUAUAAUUAGUACAAGUCUAAGCCGCAUAUAUGUAUGUACAUCCGCUGUGUAUGCUUACACGGAGAUAACAAAGAAUGUCGUCUAGACUCUAGACUCUAGAGAUAGAAGAGCAGCAGCAGGGCAAGCUGAAUGCUGAAUGCAGCAGCAGCACGGAGAGCAUAAAGAGAAAACCAAUAAGAUUAAAUGAUUAUGAAACGUUUCGAUUGUAAGCCAACAUACUUUAACUUAACGACCUAAGCAAUUUUGUAAAAUAAAAACACUUCAAAUUAAACGAUUAGUUAAGUCAGAUAAGAGAACGAACGGAUAGCAAGCUGCAACUAUUGUCAAAUUCUGGCCAUGAUCACAGCAGAAGCCGCGCGAAAGCCAAACCAAACCAAACCAGUCACCAGCCAUUGAUUUGACCUCCUUCCUUUCCACAAGAAAACGCAAAAUCCAUUCUGUUCAACCGGAAGGCGGCGACUUCAAGCAGCAAGAAAAAACAAAACA
Molecule: messenger RNA, 4388 nt
Organism: Drosophila sechellia
Lineage: Eukaryota; Metazoa; Arthropoda; Insecta; Diptera; Drosophilidae
Gene: MTA1-like
Product: metastasis associated 1-like
Exons: 13
Coding region: 189-2831 (880 amino acids)
Biological process (GO): negative regulation of transcription by RNA polymerase II
Cellular component (GO): nucleoplasm; NuRD complex
Molecular function (GO): transcription corepressor activity; histone deacetylase binding; sequence-specific DNA binding
Source: RefSeq, a predicted model, not a curated record